UUAGUGGUCGGAAGCGGUUUCGUGAGGUUUUCUUCAAAACAUGACCAAAAAUAGUAAUGAUAAUGCUAGCAGGUGUUAGUAAGUUGAUCACAUGACUUCGUACUCAUGCAGGUGGUUCGUCGAAAUCUUCGCCGUAUCUGGGCCAUUCCCCAUUCAUUAUUCACAAAGAUGAAUGAAUCACCCACCUCAGUAGAAUGGCUGUUUUACUCAAAAAUGUUUCCAACAGCAUUUGGCAUGCUUUUAGUGCUUUACAAAAUGAUAAAAGUGGUAUAGUUCUCAAGUCAAAACUGAAGGUUUUGACAGCAAACUUGGGAACGCUCUUGGAUGUUUAUGGCGUUGAGAAAGGCUUAGAGCAUUUUCGAAGCACUCCUACUCUAAAUUUUGAACAUUUCAAGUACUAUCUUCUCAAAGAGGUAUUCUCCUCACUCCCAGAGACAACUCCACUUAUAAUCCUUCGAGAUCUAGAAGCUCGCAUCGAUGAAGUAUGCUGGUUAGUUUGCAAGAAAGCAUAUUUAGAGCGAGACAAUGCCAUCUUACCGGAAGAUUGUGUCUACGAGCUGUUUCGAGUUUUCUGCCUUCUAGCUGAUCUGGUGCCAGAUCAUUCAAAUCCUAAUGUAUAUCAGGUAGUUCUGCAUGCAUCAGAAGUUGGGCUUGUAACAUCGCAGCUUGUUACCUCCCUUGGUUCUGAAUGGGACGAUGUCUCCUUUGAGCAUCUCACAGAAAACAUGCCCGGUUUUCGGUUUUCCACCUUCCUUACUCUCCUUGAAAGUCGAUUCUUGCCGAACAUGGAACCAGCUGGAUUGGUGGAGGCAGUCACUGCAAUAUCUCACACCUUCAUCAAGGACGUCAUUAAAAAAGGUAUUCUGCUAAAACGUGGUUUCCUGCUACCGACGUUGCGCGAAUAUUGGUUUGUUCUGCAACCAACACAAUUGACGUAUUACAAGACUCAAGAAGAGCGUGAUCAAAGCGGUAUCAUUUCCAUUGAUUCACACUGUUGGGUCGAUUCUAACCUCCAACGCAUAAUGCUUCACACCCCAGAGAGAACUUUUGAAUUCGCUACUUACGAUCAUAGGAGUCGGCUGCAGUGGUUAUCAGCUUUACAGUUAGCCAUUUCACAUUCAGGUGACACUCAAGGCUACCAACGCAUGCUGGCUGCCAAAAGACGUCGACAGCGAGAAAUUGACCUUGAGGAGAAAAAGCGUCGGAGCAGUUUAUUCCAUGACAUGGGAGCUCAGUUACAAGCGGAAAAACUGGCGAGAGAGGCGGCUGAAAACAAAGCAAAGGAGCUUAAAGAGGCUAAAGAAAAACAGGUUGUAGAGUUAGAACAUUUACUAGAAGAAGAAACUCAAGCUAAAAGAGAUGAAGAAAUUGUCAGAAACCUUCAAGCAAGAGUCUUACGGGAAGAGUGGGAAAAACGAGAAGAGCUAGAGCGACUUCAAGAAGAGCAAAGACUCCUUCUAGAGCAAGAGAGACAAAAAAGGCGCGAGUUUGAGCAGAAACAAAGAGAAAAGGAGACUCAGCUACAAGAGGCAGAAAUGAGACUCAGGGAACUGGAAUUGGAGAGACAGAGAUUGGAUCUGGAGCUUAGCCGAGCCCAACAAAAGAUUUCCCUGUCAGAGAAAUCUGUGGCGAGUAUUGAAGCUACCUACAAGAGUAUUAAUCCUCAGAUUAAAGUGCGUCGAGCCCUUUCCUUCAUGCCGUCAACGAGAGAACGCCUUGCCAAACCAAGCAAAAAGUGAGGUGCAUAAGUAACUUAUUUCUAAACAUUUUGAAAACCCGGUCUCCAUUUGAAAUUGAAAAACAAUGGGAAAAAACGUCACCAAACGUUUUGUUCUUGUUUGAACUGAUAUUUUCAGGUAAGAUUUUUUAUACAAUUGCUGUGGGAAAACUCUCCUUCAAAAUAUUUUUUUUAAAAUUUUGAUAUCUGAAAUUUACAGAAAUAAAGAACAGUUGGUCUUUAAGCAUCUGUAUUUUUUUUCAAAGAUUAAAUCUCCAGAGAAAUUUUCUACUGUCAUUAGAAUUUGAUAUAUUUUUACUUUUAUAAUUUAAAUGAAAUUUAACGUACUUCUUAAGUUUUUGUCCUUUUAAUUAGUUGAAAAUGGAGUUUACCUAUCAAAACUAUUGAAACUUUAAUUUUGUCUUCAGGGCUUAAAAACUGGGGAAAAUACCCCUGCAAACGGAAAAAUAUCUGGUAGAAAAAUUUGCUCCUAAAAGUGGUAGGGAUUAUUAGGAAAUGCUGGAAAUCUAGUGAGAAAUACCAGAAUUUUUCCCCUUCAUCAUGGCAUUUUCUCUACCAUUUAUGUUUUUUCAACCACUGGAACAAAUAUUCUGACAAAUUAUAACUUACAAGAGGUGAAACUGAAGACUUGAGGUCAAUAUUAAAGUUACAACCAGAAAUUUCUCUGUCUUGAUGAAUCCUGGCAGAUCAUUGACUGAAAAAUUGCAAUAUUUUUUUUCUCCCUUAAGUUUGCAGACAAUCUAAUUUUGGCAAAUCUUAUCUGUUGAAUUUGUCCGGAAAAAUUGUAAACUUAAAAUAAGCACAAUCAGCCCAUCAAAGAGCAUUUGUACAGCCUUAAAGACUCUUUAAGCUGUUUAUAACCUAAUUAAGAAAGAUGCACGGGGCAGGCUACAAUAUUGAGCUGCCGCCCUCAAAGUAUUUUGAUAUUUUAGAGCCUGAUAUUCUGCUCAGUUAGUCAAUUCUCAACUAUGAUAAGUAAUUUUUAAUACUAAUUGGCUGUUGCCCUAUUUAUUGAUUUGUAAUUAUAAUUCAUUAACCUUGUCUUGCCUUACGUAGGAUGAUUGCUAGAGGGAAGCAAUUAUUAUUUGAAAUUCCUAUGUUGAUAAGUUAGUUUACUCUGUCUUCUUCCUUAUAAGGCAAACUAAACUUCCUCUAAGUUAAUUUUACAUUUGUAUGGGGAUUAUUCUAAAGUUUCCUAGGCAGCCGUCCAUAAAUUAAGGGAAAUUUUUGAGUUGGGUAGACGUUCUUGUCAUUUAUACGCAAUUUUUACUGAAGCAAUUUGUACCUACUUAUUUCAUUGAUAUCUUAUAUCUUCCGUUUUUCGAGGAAUGAAUGGGAAAAUAAGAAAUUGUUUACUUCCUUUGAUUGCCAAUCGCAAUACUCUUUUUUACAUUUUUACAAAGUAACCUGGACCCCCGAAACUUCUGAGUGGCAUUUUUCAGCAAAAAAGAUCCAAUUUUAUCAAAGUAAAAUCGCUAUGAACAUGUGUUUACUAGCGUUUUUAAACGAUUUCAUCGUAAUGAAAUCUGUAUUUUUUUACUGUAAAUGAAUUUUCAAAAAUCAAAGAUCGGCACUCAUCGAAGAGCAAUUUUAUUGCAGUCAUUUAUUAAAUAUCCUAAUUUAGUGUCUGCAUAAUAUUGCUAUGAACUGCUAUCAGCGAAAUUGCAAGCAUUUACAGAUCAAAUUGGAUUUUACUACAAUCAUUGUUGCGCAGGUAAUGCAUUACGUUUUAUGUGGGCUCUUCGAAGAAUUAGAGAAGGUAUUCAGUCAGAGUAAGCAUUCUUUAAUUUCCUGGUUGGUGUCCAACACAGUGUUCUGGAGUGUAUUUGGCUAUAAAAAUGGUGAAUUUACAAAAAUACAAAAUGUAUGGAUGAUUGCGUAGGGUAAAAGAUACCGCUCAGACGCAAGAAUUAAAAUAUUUGCCCUAUGAACUUGCCGAGUGUUCCGAAACUUCUGUUUUGGUCAAUUCUUGUCCAAGAAAAGCUUUUUGGGAGUUGCCGUUCCUAAUUUCAAUAUCUUAAGAUUUUUUUAAUGUAUCUUCCAUGUCUUUCUGCUGAGUUCUUAUCCUACUAAAAUUUUUAAUGUUACCUCUUAUCUUACCUGUUAAAGUUUUCAGUAAAGUUGAAUAUUUUAGGAACUGUCUCUUUUGAACCAUCUUUAAUGAAAAAUUUGUUGUAAUUGAUGGAUUUUCUUCUCUUGGCAUAUAUUUUCUUCAGCAUUUUAAAUUAUUACGUAGUAUGCCUACACGUUGUUAAAGUUAUUUUGUUACUCUUUCUAAAUUUUACUGAUCGUUAAUUUUUUUGAAAUUACUCAAAGUCCACCCUCUCAGUCACCCAUUAACUUUUAUAGUAACAUUCCACUACAUAUUUCCUUUUCCUUGCAUUCUAUUUUUUUUCUACAAUCCUUUUGUUAUCAGUACUUAGGUUCUCAUGAAAUAGCAUUUAUUUAAAAAUUAACUGUGAUCGUAGAUGGCAUUCCAAAAAGGAUGUUCAGCACUCUUUUAUACUUUUAUAUUUUGAAGAUGAAGUGAAUAAAUGAUUUUUUAUGGAUUUUAUACAUGUAUUGAGUCAUUUGUGAUCUUUAACUUUUAUAAAUGUGAUGUAUUGAUUUAUCCCCUAUCAAUAUUUUUUUUUGACAAGUUUGUAAUGGUAAAUCUUCAAUUUUAGGUGUUGCUGUAAGAUUAAAGUAUUUGGUGUGACAAGAUGGACAUUUUUUCUGGCAGUGUUAAUGAGACGCUGAUCAUUCAA
This is a messenger RNA of Bemisia tabaci, 4485 nucleotides long. RefSeq names its product switch-associated protein 70. The record is from RefSeq and is a predicted model, not a curated record. Gene Ontology annotation, cellular component: cytoplasm; nucleus. Lineage: Eukaryota; Metazoa; Arthropoda; Insecta; Hemiptera; Aleyrodidae.